Molecule: messenger RNA, 633 nt
Organism: Cannabis sativa
Lineage: Eukaryota; Viridiplantae; Streptophyta; Magnoliopsida; Rosales; Cannabaceae
Exons: 1
Coding region: 1-633 (210 amino acids)
Molecular function (GO): nucleic acid binding; RNA-DNA hybrid ribonuclease activity
Source: RefSeq, a predicted model, not a curated record
AUGACAAGGUGUGGCAAGGUAAAAGUGUGGGAGCAUAUGGCAUUGUCUCGUCGGCAAAAAACUUCCUUAAUCAUUGGCAAAAUGCUCAAAAAACUGUCAUUGAGACCACUUUUUUCUGGUUUGAUACCGGGAGAUGCGGCUGAGCAUUGGUUUGCCCCAAUCGAUGGUAGAGUUAAGGUUAAUGUAGACGCGGCUUUGUUUUCGAAUCCUCAUCAGGUUGGGAUCGAUUUGGUGGCAAGGGAUAGUAGGGGCUUUCUAAUUGAGGGAUGUACAAAGACUUUUCUAGGCAAUUUUCCCGUAGCCACAGCCGAAGCUAUGGGAAUACGGGAGGCCCUCAGUUGGAUAAAGACGCGACAAUGGAUGAAUGUUGACAUUGAAUCCGAUUGUCUCACAGUUAUUCAAGCCUUACGAAGCCCAAUUGAAAUGAUUUCAAUGUUUGGUCAAAUUGUUAAAGCUUCUAAGGAUAUGCUUAAAGUUUCAAAUAAUGUUUUUAUUUACUUUGUUAGACGAUCAGCUAAUAUGGUGGCUCACAACUUUGCUAGAGCCUCUAUAUUAUAUCCUGAUUGCAGUUUCAGUUUGGAGUCUGUUCCAACUGAUUUGUUGCCUAGUUUGGUAACAGAGAUGAUGAUUUAA